Opisthorchis viverrini is the source of this 1450-nucleotide messenger RNA. RefSeq lists its product as hypothetical. The coding region runs from base 1 to 1140 and encodes 379 amino acids. Gene Ontology annotation, biological process: phosphatidylcholine biosynthetic process. The transcript has 6 exons. The record is from RefSeq and is a predicted model, not a curated record. Lineage: Eukaryota; Metazoa; Platyhelminthes; Trematoda; Opisthorchiida; Opisthorchiidae.
AUGGCUCCAUCUAUAGCGAAUAUUAUUGGCUGUCGAAUGUUUUCAGAAAAGUUGUGUUUUGUCUGUGCAACGGCAUUUAUUGUCCUCUCAACGUACUUUUUUGUCGUGCGACCAGCCUUGAUUUUGUACAUAUUCUCCGGGUUUUUCGUGGUCGCAAUGGUCUUCCGAGUAAUAAACUACUGGCGGUCGAAUUACCUACUUUUCAUGUUGGAUACCUGCUAUUUGAUCAACCUAAUAUCUCUCUGUCUUAUUUGGGCCUUUCCAACAUGUCAUAAGCUACAACGUAUCCAGUUUGGACUAGCCAACGCACAUGCGUAUAGCGGAGCGUUUCUGUUUCGGAACGCCCUAGUGCUGCAUGAUUUUCAAAAAUUGGUUUCCUCAUUCAUUCACAUAUUACCGGUGAUUUUCUCCUAUCUACUGCGGUGGUUUCCGUCAGAGACAUCCACCUUGUGGUACACUGCAUUUUCCGAUACCGGCGCUAAACCCAACAUAUACCUCUGGAUUCAUGACCUGGAUUGGUUUUAUGUGAUGCUUAUUCCCCUCACAAUUUUUACUGCACGAGAGAUUCUGUACUACCUAAUCAUUUAUGGCUGUGUGAAACCGAGUGAAAAGCAUUUGGACAGUUAUCGGUACAUGCACAAAAAGAAACUAUUGGCCCAUUUACUCUGGAAUCGUUUCCAUGCGAGAUGGCAUUUGUUGAUCUGGAUCGUCUUCUGCAUCCUGUCCAGUGUUGUGGUUCUGUGUCUCGCCCUGAUCGCUUGGUGUAGCUACUUAUUCCACAGUUGCCUGAUAAUCAUCCAGUUGCUCACUAUCAGUUGGAAUGGUGCUUGCUACUACGUGGAUUAUUACCCCAUCGAAGUACAACGCCGAUGUCCUCAACCGUUGAACAAAUUGCCGCUGGAAGUCUUAAAUCCGGAGGAUCAUGAGCUCCUGAAGAACAUAGAUGAAGGGAAAAAUCCUGGCGGGAUGUGCGAAAGUGAUGCUGACGUCCCCUGUAGAUUGGUUAGCUGUGAAUCUGCGCACAAGAUUACCGAACUAACAUGUCACUCUGCACAUUCCGUCGAUUCUUCGACGAAUGUUAUGUUAGAAUAUGACAGCAUGGCUUCGAAGGAGCGCAAUGGGGAUAAUAUUGCUGUUUGAAGACGUAUAUUUUGGUCACACAGCCAAUUGGUGCACGAUUUUGUCCCGGUUUUAUUCUCAUUUUCAUUCCUCUGUCCGUCGGUCUCACUUACUGUCUCAGGACGCGUAUCUGUACGCACUUAGAUCUGUUGGUAGCAUUAUUGUUGUCUUUCUCCUAGGUUUUGCACGUACUCACUUUGCUGUUAUUUUCAGUUUGUCAUAUAGUCACCUACCACUCUAAAAGAAUUGCCAUUCACUAGUUUUUCAUGUUAUUUGCCCUGGUUACGUAUCCUAUUCACGCCACCCUCCAAUGCCGUAAUAUGUUGUUCGC